UUUCUUCCUCGCUCAUUUCGAGAUCGAUCGAGAGAGAGAGAGAGCAGAGACUGAGCUGUGACGUAGUCGCAAAGAGAUCCGAUCAACGAAGAGAUGGAGCAAUUCAAGGGCCAACCUCGCCUCCCCAAGUUCGCAUCGCCCAAGCGAUACGACAUACGGCUCAAGCCCGACCUCGCCGCCUGCAAAUUCGCCGGCGCCGUCGCCAUUAACCUCGACAUCGUUGGCGAGACCAAAUUCAUCGUCCUCAAUGCCGCCGACCUGUCAAUUCAGGACGGGACUGUUUCGUUCACCAGCAAAGCGUCCUCCAAGGUGUUUGAGCCUUGUAAAGUUGACUUGGUUGAGGAAGAUGAGAUAUUGGUUUUGGAGUUCCCCGAGUCGCUGCCUACUGGGAGUGGAGUUUUGGCUAUUCGUUUUGACGGGACUCUUAAUGAUAGGAUGAAAGGGUUUUACAGAAGUACUUAUGAGCACAACGGCGAGAAGAAGAAUAUGGCCGUUACUCAGUUUGAGCCAGCUGAUGCUCGGCGAUGCUUUCCUUGUUGGGAUGAGCCUGCUUGCAAGGCAACAUUCAAAAUUACUCUAGAUGUGCCGUCUGAUCUAGUAGCUCUCUCCAACAUGCCAAUUGUUGAUGAAAAGGUGGAAGGACAUGUUAAGACAGUUUUUUAUCAAGAAUCGCCCAUUAUGUCGACAUACUUGGUCGCGGUUGUUGUUGGGUUAUUUGACUACGUGGAAGAUCAUACAUCUGAUGGAGUAAAGGUGCGGGUAUACUGUCAAGUGGGGAAGCAAAAUCAAGGAAAAUUUGCCCUACAUGUUGCUGUCAAGACACUUGAAUUAUACCGAGAAUACUUUGCUGUGCCAUACUCUCUCCCAAAACUGGAUAUGAUUGCUAUCCCAGAUUUUGCUGCUGGUGCCAUGGAAAAUUAUGGUUUAGUUACUUAUCGUGAAACAGCUCUACUCUAUGAUGAGAAGCACUCAGCAGCAUCUAACAAGCAGAGGGUCGCUGUAGUUGUAGCCCAUGAACUGGCUCACCAGUGGUUUGGUAACCUUGUUACCAUGGAGUGGUGGACUCAUCUGUGGCUAAAUGAGGGUUUUGCUACUUGGGUGAGCUAUUUGGCUACUGAUGGCCUGUUUCCUGAGUGGAAAAUAUGGACUCAGUUCCUUGAAGAAUCUACCGAAGGGCUGAGACUGGAUGGGCUUGCUGAGUCCCACCCCAUUGAGGUGGAGAUUAACCAUGCUAGUGAGAUCGAUGAAAUCUUCGAUGCAAUAAGUUAUAGAAAGGGUGCAUCUGUGAUCCGGAUGCUUCAAAGCUAUCUUGGUGCUGAAUGUUUUCAGAAAUCGCUAGCUUCAUACAUAAAGAGGCAUGCUUGCUCAAAUGCAAAGACAGAGGACCUCUGGGCUGCCCUCGAAGAGGGAUCAGGUGAACCUGUGAACAAGUUAAUGAAUUCGUGGACCAAGCAGAAAGGAUACCCUGUGGUUUCCAUCAAAAUCAUAGAUGACAAGUUAGAGUUCGAACAGUCACAAUUUUUAUCAAGCGGUUCCCAUGGGGAUGGACAGUGGAUUGUUCCUGUAACAUUUUGUUGUGGCUCAUACGAUGCUCGCCGAAGUUUUCUGUUGGAAACAAAAUCCACGUCUAUUGAUUUAAAGGAAACAGGGGCUUGGAUAAAAGUUAAUGUGGACCAGGCAGGCUUCUAUAGGGUGAAGUACGACGAAGACCUUCAAGCCAAGUUAAGAUAUGCCAUAGAGAACGAAAUGUUGUCUGCAACAGACAGAUUUGGUAUACUGGAUGAUUCCUUUGCUCUUUGUAUGGCUCGCCAGCAGUCCUUGACUUCUUUGCUCUCUUUAAUGGCUGCUUACAGAGAAGAACUUGAUUAUACUGUGCUAUCGAAUUUGAUAAGUAUAAGUUACAAAGUUGCAAGGAUUGCUGCAGAUGCUACUCCUGAAUUAAUGGAUUACAUUAAACAAUUUUUCAUCGGUCUUUUGCAAUACUCUGCAGAGAAGCUUGGUUGGGAGCCCAAAGAGGGUGAGAGUCAUUUAGAAGCUAUGUUGAGAGGAGCAAUUUUAUCUGCCCUGGCAGAGUUUGGGGAUGAACCCACACUGAAGGAAGCAAGCAGGCGCUUUCAUGCAUUCUUAGAGGACAGGAGCACACCUCUUCUUCCUCCUGACAUCCGAAGGGCAGCCUAUGUGGCUGUGAUGCAAACUGUGAAUGCAUCAAACCGAUCAGGUUUUGAAUCUUUGCUGAGAGUCUACAGAGAGACUGACUUGAGCCAGGAGAAAACCCGCAUUUUAGGUUCAUUGGCCUCUUGUCCAGAUCCUAAUAUCAUCCUUGAAGUGCUCGACUUCAUAUUGUCUCCUGAGGUUCGCAGUCAAGAUGCUGUCUUUGGGCUUGCUGUUUGCAGGGAAGGACGUGAAACUGCUUGGACUUGGCUGAAGGAAAAUUGGGAACACAUUUGGAAAACAUAUGGUUCUGGGUUUCUCGUGACACGGUUUGUUAGUGCAGUUGUCUCACCGUUUGCAUCAUUUGAGAAAGCCAAGGAAGUGGAGGACUUUUUUGCGACCCGGUCGAAGCCUUCUAUUACAAGAACACUGAAGCAGAGCAUUGAGCGGGUGAACAUCAAUGCGCAAUGGGUUCAAAGCAUUCGGAACGAAGAAUAUCUUGCCGAGACGGUGAAGGAGCUGGCAUACAGGAAGUACUAGGAUUCUCUUCUUUUUCUUUUUUUUUAAUGGUUCCAUGCUUAACCGUUUGUCCGCAAAACAUGCCAAGUGCCGUUUCAUCUGUGUCUAUCCCUAACUCACCUCAAUAGUUGCGAAUGCAAUAAACAAGCUCAUCCUUCAAGGAUACGAAUGUUCAAAUCCGUUCUGCCACUGUCCCAAA
This is a messenger RNA of Rhodamnia argentea, 2869 nucleotides long. Its product is annotated as aminopeptidase M1-like. The record is from RefSeq and is a predicted model, not a curated record. Gene Ontology annotation, cellular component: cytoplasm. Lineage: Eukaryota; Viridiplantae; Streptophyta; Magnoliopsida; Myrtales; Myrtaceae. The transcript has 19 exons. Bases 94 to 2691 code for a protein of 865 amino acids. Gene Ontology annotation, molecular function: peptide binding; zinc ion binding; metalloaminopeptidase activity. Gene Ontology annotation, biological process: proteolysis; peptide catabolic process.